Ficedula albicollis (Collared flycatcher) is the source of this 2337-nucleotide messenger RNA. RefSeq names its product tumor protein D52 like 2 (gene TPD52L2). Lineage: Eukaryota; Metazoa; Chordata; Aves; Passeriformes; Muscicapidae. Bases 85 to 696 code for a protein of 203 amino acids. The record is from RefSeq and is a predicted model, not a curated record. Gene Ontology annotation, cellular component: cytoplasm. The transcript has 7 exons.
GCUUGCUUAUUCAGUGCCCUCUGCUCCUUGUCUGCGACAGAUAUCAACCUUAACUCUCCCAACAAAGGUCUGCUGGCGGAUGCCAUGACAGAUGUUCCCGUGGAUAACGCGGCCCGGGGCGCUGCCCCCGAGGGAUUGACUCUGGCCGAGGAGGAGGAGCUGAGAGCCGAGCUCGCCAAGGUUGAAGAAGAAAUUGGUACUCUCAGACAAGUUCUGGCUGCCAAAGAGAGGCACUGUGGAGAGCUGAAGAGGAAGCUGGGUCUGACUCCCUUGGAUGGGCUAAAGCAAAACCUGUCCAAAAGCUGGCACGAUGUCCAAGUCUCCAAUGCUUAUGUGAAAACAUCUGAGAAACUUGGAGAGUGGAAUGACAAAGUGACACAGUCUGACUUAUAUCUUUCAGCCAGCAGCACACUGGAGGACUGGAAUGAAAAAUUAACUCAAUCAGAAGCUUACAAGAAGACCCAGGAAACCCUUUCCCAGGCGGGACAGAAGACUUCAGCAGCCCUUUCCAAUGUAGGUUCUGUUAUCAGCAGGAAGCUUGGUGACAUGAGGAAUUCUGCAACCUUCAAGUCCUUUGAAGAUAGAGUUGGGACCAUAAAGUCUCGAGUGGUGGGCAGCAGGGAAAACAGCACUGAUGGCCUCCACUCCCCGUCUGGAGCUGGGGACAAGCCUCCACAAGACAACGCUCCCUUCUAGACCUGGAUGUGGCUUUGCACAGCUGUGCACAUCUGGAAGAGACCCCUCCCUCCCAAACCUUCACCACAGCAACAAGAUGCGAACCCAGGAAGGGGCUGAGAGCCAGUCUGGAGACAUCCAUCCUUCAUUCAUAGACACUGCUGCUGGAUCCAAGUCAAAUAAAGAGAAUGCAAAGUUUUGUACACAAAUAAUAUUUUACACUAAAGUUUGUAGAUUAAAUGUAUCACUGCUGUCCUUUUGGGAGAGCGUGUAAGCUGGAGUUUCCUUAAAGUAGCUCAGAAAUGCCACUGCUAUGGAAGAAAACAGUUUUCCUCUGUCUGACAAAGCUUGGAGCAGAUACAUGGCCCUGAGCAGCAUGAAGAGGGCAGUAACUGGAGAAGCCAAGUGCAUGGGCACCUUAGCUUCAGCUUCUGGCUCUGUUCUCUGUGUGGGCUACUGUGGGAGCUCCCAGGCUUCUCCUGUUACUGUUUUCUCUGGCUCUCAUUGGAGCUGUCAGGUAAAUGGGGUAAACAGUUGGGGUUUUUUUGGGCUCCUAAAAGGUAAACUUCACUUAGCAGCUGCCUUGUUGUUACACUAAUGCUCUAGCUUUAACAAAACUAAGAAUCUUUAUUUUUAAAUGCAAUGAACUUUAAAGAAAAAAAGCUUAAAAACAAACAAAAAAAAGCUUUGGCAUAUUAGGGUGAUGCUCCCUUGGACUCUGAAGCUGAAUUGCAAGCCUUACAUCACUUAUGCUUUACUUGUUUAUGAUUUAUUUUCUGUAGAGGAGACUGCAAGGGUUCUAAAGCUGGUUGUUGAGCACUGGAGUUUUGCGUCAUGCAGUCGUAGCAGCAUGUUUAUAAAGCCAGUUCUUGUGUUAAAUUCAGUGGUGCACUCUUGUUUCCCGAGUGUAUGAAACUUGCUUCUCCCUUCUCAGCUUAUCCCUUCGUUCUUGGAGGAGGAAUUUCUGAAGGCUGGAAUAUGAUACCAUUGGAGGGACUCUGCUCUGCUCUCCGAGGGCUCCUCCAGCUGGUACAUCUGGCUGUGACUGGAUGGGUUUCUCAGUUGAAAGCCCCAGCUCUAAUUUUGGUUUACAAAACUGGCAGAGAGUCAUGGAGCUCACCCAGUCACUACAGGGGCUGGAUGUUUUGCUCUUUUGGUGUCCAGCUUCAUUGCUCAGAAGCUGACAAAUUCCAAGUUUUCUCCUAGAGGCCUGAUCUUAUUCUAGGCAAGGUGCCUCCACAUAGAAAUACCUAGAGUGAGCAAUUCUGUGCCUUAGAGGCGAAGUGGGACUUACUCAGGUCUUUAAACUUAUGUACAUAUUUGGGUAGUUUUAGUGGUGUAUCACCCCAGAGGAACUGAACUGCCUCUGACCCUUUAGAGAAGCAAGUUUUGACACUGAUUUGAUUAACCUCCAUUUCCCCCACCCCUGCUCCCCUCCCUCUGCAGACCUGGGGAUGUGGGAUGAGAUGUUAGUGGGCAGAUGUACUAGGCCAUAGGUGGAGUGUAGAGUGUUGUUCAUGGGCACUCCUCGUUUGACUGGAACUGGCCUCCCUGUGAGGAACAGAGCCAGUGAAAUGGGGACUGCAGGAGCUCUGGUAUGGAAGUGUUUCUCUUUAAAAUAAAGACUGAGGAAACUUGUCAAUAAAGAAUUCCUUUGGGAGA